Bufo gargarizans (Asiatic toad) is the source of this 5583-nucleotide messenger RNA. It is a transcript of the gene RBM12, whose product is annotated as RNA binding motif protein 12. The coding region runs from base 233 to 2866 and encodes 877 amino acids. The transcript has 3 exons. Gene Ontology annotation, cellular component: nucleoplasm; ribonucleoprotein complex. The record is from RefSeq and is a predicted model, not a curated record. Gene Ontology annotation, biological process: regulation of RNA splicing. Gene Ontology annotation, molecular function: RNA binding. NCBI's taxonomy places the organism in Eukaryota, Metazoa, Chordata, Amphibia, Anura, Bufonidae.
GAAGAAAGAAAGCGCGAUAAUAAAAUAUACUGAACGACACGAGCGGAGGAGGCCGCCGGGGGAGAGGGCGCCACUUCUCGCCUUCCCUUAUGCGUUUUCGCUCUUUUUUUUUUCUUUCCUAAAAAAAGAUUGCAGCGUCAUUUUUAUUGAUUGCCUACAGGAUUCACUGGAUUCUCCCUAAUAAAGAGGGAAAAAUCAAAUUCUCUGCAGGUGUUUGUUGUAUCAGAGCAGCAUGGCUGUGGUCAUCCGCUUGCAAGGUCUGCCUAUAGUGGCUGGGACCAUGGAUAUUCGGCACUUCUUCUCUGGAUUAACCAUUCCUGACGGUGGCGUACAUAUUGUAGGGGGUGAGCAGGGUGAAGCUUUCAUCGUUUUUGCCACCGAUGAAGAUGCUCGACUUGGUAUGAUGCGCACAGGUGGUACAAUCAAAGGGUCAAAAGUGUCACUGUUGUUGAGCAGUAAGACUGAAAUGCAGAACAUGAUUGAACUUAGCCGCAGGCGCUUUGAGACUGCCAGUGUUGAUAUCCCACCUGCAAAUUCUAGCCGCCCUGGGCCUCCACCAAAUCCAACAAUGAGCACUACUCCUGUAAUGAGCAGAGUUAGUAUGCCAACAACUGUGCCCAACUAUAGCAGUCCUCCCGCUAGCACAGUCUCUACAGUUACCUCUGCUGUUGAUAGCAGUAAGAGUGUCGCCACUUUCUCUACAGCCAAUGUUGGAAAUGCUCCACAGAGUCUUGGUGGAGCUUUCUGCAAUCCAACUUUUACUUCUCCGAUGCCCAGUGUUGCUCCUCAGUUGCCAUCUGUACCACCACCUCCAAUGCCUCCAAUGCCAUCAGUACCAACCCUACCACCAAUGCCAUCCAUGCCUCCUAUGCCUGUUCCUCCUCCUGUGUCUUCCUUGCCUCCAGUCCCUCCUAUUCCCCCAAUACCGCCAGUUCCUCCAGUACCACCUAUGUCUUCUCUUCCUCCAUUGACUGGAAUACCACAAUUAAAUCCACCACCUGUUGGUCCCUUGCCUGCAGGGAUGAAUGGCUCUGGGUCCCAGAUGAAUAGUAACAUUAACCCGUUGUUUCUUGGUCCUGUAAAUCCAAUUCCAUUAAGUUCUCAAAAUGCAAUGAAACCACCUCCACCUCCUCUUAACCAUGAUGACCCAUAUGUAGCGCUUCAUGGUUUGCCUAUUCCUGUGUUAGAGAAUGAUAUCAAAGAGUUUCUUCAUGGUUUGCGCAUAGACGGGCUGGUCCUUUUAAAGGAUCAUAUGGGUCGCCCCACAGGCGGGGCAUUGGUGAAGCUUCUUACUCCACAUGACACAUAUGAAGCUUUAAAACGGAAUAGAAUGCUAAUGGGGCACCAUUUUAUCGAAGUUAACCCAGCAAGUGAGAGACAGUGGGUAAUGUCUGGUGGACACUUGGGGAAACACAGUGCAGGACACCAUGGACCACUGCAUAUGAUGCAACCACCAAUGGGCAGGUCCAAAUCGCCUAACCGUCGGCGUCGUUCCAGGUCUAGGUCUCCACAUGAGCAUGGUUUCUGCAUUUAUUUGAAAGGCCUUCCCUAUGAGGCGGAAAAAAAACAUGUGGUUGAUUUCUUUAAGAAACUGGACAUUAUUGAGGACAGCAUAUAUAUAGCUUAUGGACCCGGUGGUAAGGCUACUGGAGAAGGUUUUCUGGAAUUUAGAAAUGAAAAUGAUUUUAAAACUGCACUAAAUCGGCAUAAACAAUAUAUGGGCAAUCGAUUUAUCCAAGUUCACCCGGUUACAAAAAGUCAAAUGAUAGAAAAGAUAGAAAGUAUCAGGAAAAAAAUGCAGAGUUUCAAUUAUGUUGAUCAUAAAGAUUUGUCACUUGAAAUGGAGCAUCGCCCUAGACUGUGGGGACACCUUUCAAAUUUGCCAUAUAACAUAUCUAGGAAAGAUGUAUUUCAUUUCUUUAAUUUAGAAGGAGUUGCUGUGGAAGAGAACAGUGUGCAUGUCUUGAUAGAUAACAAUGGUCAAGGCUUAGGACAGGCGCUUGUUAAGUUUAGGAGUGAAGAUGAUGCUCGUAAAUCUGAGCGCCUAAAUCGUAAGAAGUUAAAUGGUAGGGACGCUUUUUUGCGUGUGGUGAGUAACGAAGAACGGAAAGACAUUGAAGUCAAUCCUCCCAUAAUAGGUAGGAAGGGAUUUAAAAUGCAAAACUAUAGUAACCCACCUGAGGCACUGCGGUCCAGUGGAGAUGAAUUUUCCUUUAUUAACAGUAACCUAAAUGACAACGAUGGUCAGAACUUUCUUAUGCCCAGUAAAUUCAGUGGACCAAGUAGUACCUUUGCUCCUCCUCUUCCCCCACCUGCAAUGGGAAUUGGAUUUGUAGAUCCAAGACCACCACCACCUGGAGCAUCAAAUGUGAAAAACUCUCCCAUUGAUCCCCCAGAAUUUGUGGGCGGGCCAAGUCAUUUUAAUGUCCCCCCCACUGGAUUUGCAGCUGGUCCUCCACCGUUUGGUAGCGGACCUGCCAAUGCAAGUGCCCCACCAAACUUCAACACAGCACCUCCAAAUAUACCAGGUAGUCCUGGCGGUAUGAAUCCCCCUCCUGGUUUUGGUCCAGGGGGAAAUCUGCCAGUUAGUGGACCGCCAGGCUUUGGAAAUGGGUCUGCGCAACCAGGGCCAACAGUAAUCCGGAUCCAAAACAUGCCCUUCACAGUUACUGUAGAUGAAAUACUAGAUUUCUUUUAUGGUUACCAGUUGAUACCUGGUUCUGUGUGCUUAAAGUACAGUGAGAAGGGUAUGCCUACAGGAGAAGCCAUGGUUGCUUUUGAAUCCCGCGACGAGGCAAUGGCAGCUGUGGUUGAUUUAAAUGACCGGCCAAUGGGCUCAAGAAAAGUGAAACUGGUUUUAGGUUAAUACAUUCCUACAUUUCUGUAUGACUACACUAUGUUUUCUACUGUGACUGACAGACAUUUACAGGGCAAGGCAUCUACAUUUUGUUGAUUUAGGUGAAUUGUGUAAGCGUUUGCAGAACAAAUCACUGUUUAGGGCAUGCUUUGGUUACUUCAGAACUUGCUAAGGCAACUGAUUUAGUUGUUUCUUUUCCUUGUCUUUUUGGCAGUGUUAAUUCUGAUUAAGUAUAUAUUUUUACAUUGAAAUGUAUUGUUUGAUGAACACUUUGUGGAAGUGAAACAAGUCAAUUUUUGUAAAUGUGCAAAUUGUACAACAUAGCACCUUCAGAUCAACAACAUUCAAUAAUGCUCUUUACCAAAAUUCUGCCUGAAAAAUUUGCAAACCAGGUCUUUGUACAGUGGAAAUAACUUGUAUAUAAUUUUUUUCUUUCUUGUAUGGAAUACAAAUUUUGCCACGAGCUACUAAGAAUACACAGGUGUAAUUUCUUUAUUUUUUCUAUGUGUUAACCAUCAAGGUGUUCUGAUCCUGUAUCUCAUGAGCUAUUGCAGCGCUGUGAAAAAAAAAAUCUAUUUUGUUGUCAGUCUUGCCUUUUUAGGUGGUUUAGAGGCAAUUCAUUUUAUAAGGGUCAGCUGACUCUUUUCCCCACGGGCUUAAAUUGGUUUAAAACAGGGAUGCUCAACCUGCGGCCCUUCAGCUGUUGCAAAACUACAACUCCCAACAUGUCCUAAUAGCUGUAGGUGUCCAGGCAUAUUGGGAGUUGUAGUUUUGCAACAGCUAGAGGGCUGCAGGUUUCACAUCCCUGGUAAAAAAAAAAAAAAUUAGAUUUCUCCCUGCUACCUCCAUUUUGACACUUCCUGAGGCCCUGCUGGUCUCUCCUUCCUGGUCUCUUUUGUGUUACCGCUAGCUGUGGCCAGUGAUUGGCUGAGCGAGAAGGACCCGGAAACAGACUGGUGGUGCGUCCAGGAAGUGUGGGGACACAGGGGCUCUGUGAGCCAAGAAUCGUACUAUAAAGAAAAAUCUUUUUCACCAGUCUAACUUGUUAAAUCAAUGUGCAUGACCUGCAAAAAACACUUGGUUACCACGUCACAAAAUAAAGCCUCAUGCACACGAACGUGUUUUAGUUUCCUUGUCCGUUCCGUGUUGUAUAAGGAUGCCAAAUGGACGUCAUCCUUAUCUUUUGCGGAUCUGUGUUUUGCGGACCGCAGAACACAUACGGUCAUAUGAAUGUAGCCUAAUGCAGCAGUUGCUUUAAAAGAAAAUGCAGGUUAAUGUUUUUGUUGCGCUUUUUUUUUUUUUUUACUGCAAAAACCCGUACACUAUCCUGAGCAUUUAUUUUUUAAAUAUCUGUAUAUUAUCCAGACAACACCUUUUUUAUCUUGCGUUUUAUUUGGUAUUUUUUGUGUUCUGCAUAAAGUGAGCUAGUGGCAAAGGUUUUUAUUCCAACGGUUUGCAGAUUCAGCUGCUUAAGAUUUGUUUCCUUUGAGGAAGGUGGGAGUACAAGGUGGACCCUGCUUUUAUUUUCUCUUGAGAAGAUUGUACAGAUUGAAGCAAGAGGGGCUUUCCUUUAUGCACCUUGUGUGAUGCUUUUCAAUGUAUCAAGUGGCUUUGCCACCCAAGGGUUAACGUUAGAGAUGAGCGAUUUUCCGCUUAUGAAAUUCGUUCACACUUGAAAUUCGUUUGGUGGUAAAAGGUGAAUUGCGUUAUGGAUUCCGUUGACGGACCAUAACGCAAUUCUAUGAAGGACUGUAUAACAGAAUGCCUUUUAGAAGCAUUCCAUUAUUUAUUCAGUCAUAUUAGAAGUCUAUGGGCUGCAUAACUGAUCCGUCUUGCAGCCCAUAGACUUCUUUUAUGACGGAAUGCCUCAAGGCAUUCCGUUAUGCAUUCCGUCAUAGAAUUGCGUUAUGGAUUCAGUUACCACACACCAUAACGCAAUUCACCUUUUGCCACCAAACGAAGUGUGAACGAAUUUCAACAUAUCAUCUCUAGUUGACACCUGUCUGAGAACAAUACACUAUGUACAAAACAGUUUUCAGUUUAAUAAAUUGUAUAUCCAUGUGAAAAUGUGCAGCUUGGUUCUUCAGGCUGUGAACUGUGGACCGCUUCUGUACUGUGCAAUUUGAUCAGGUUGUAACAUUUUGAAUGAGUUGCAACGUGAAUUGUGGUAGAUGCUAAAAAUGCUUCAGACCAUAAUCUCCAUGAUUCCAGUUACUUUAUUGCUCGAAAAGUGACAUUUUAUGGCUUGCAGAAGUGGUUAGAAAAUGUGCUAGUUUCCAAACGUCUGCUGGUCAUUUUAAAGAUAAAAAUGCAUAGGUAACCUUUCAAUUUUCUUGCUGUUCCCCAGCUCAUUGUGUAAUCUGUUUCUAAAGAGUAGCACGUGUGGAAUUUCACUACUAGAAAUGUUACAUGUGCUUUGAAAAUUCACAAUUAUGCAUCACGUUUAGUUUAGCCUACACGUCUAUUUAGAAUAUAUCUGCUUUAUCCUUUAUCACUGGUUUAAUCUUGGAUCUCAAGGAAAUAUUGUGGAUGCUGUAAAUAUGAAAUGUGAAAUAAAGUGAUAUUUCUUUGGCUCCAGAGGAGAGAGCAUGGUUCAGCGUGAUAUGCAGAUGGAUAUAAAUGGUUGAUUUGUUCGGUGUUAAUCAUCUGCUUGAAACGUUAUAAUAAAGUAACGUGUUUUUACCCCUUUUUUGUGACUACAUAAAAAGAAAAAAAACUUGCAAAAA